CAUUCAUCUGUGUGAACUGUCAGGAUGCCUGAUCCCGCCAAGACCGCGCCCAAGAAGGGCUCCAAGAAAGCCGUGACUAAGACCGCCGGCAAAGGAGGCAAGAAGAGGAGAAAGAGCAGGAAGGAGAGCUACGCCAUCUACGUGUACAAGGUGCUCAAGCAGGUCCACCCCGACACUGGCAUCUCGUCCAAGGCCAUGGGCAUCAUGAACUCGUUCGUCAACGACAUCUUCGAGCGCAUCGCCGGUGAGGCGUCUCGCCUGGCUCACUACAACAAGCGCUCCACCAUCACCUCCAGGGAGAUUCAGACCGCCGUGCGUCUCCUGCUGCCCGGUGAGCUGGCCAAGCACGCCGUGUCCGAGGGAACCAAGGCCGUCACCAAGUACACCAGCUCCAAGUAAACACACUGCUCGGACUGCAACAACCUCAUCAACCCAACGGCUCUUUUAAGAGCCACACA
Messenger RNA from Solea solea (common sole), 458 nucleotides. Its product is annotated as histone H2B-like. Gene Ontology annotation, cellular component: nucleosome. Gene Ontology annotation, molecular function: protein heterodimerization activity; structural constituent of chromatin; DNA binding. NCBI's taxonomy places the organism in Eukaryota, Metazoa, Chordata, Actinopteri, Pleuronectiformes, Soleidae. The coding region runs from base 25 to 399 and encodes 124 amino acids. The record is from RefSeq and is a predicted model, not a curated record. The transcript has a single exon.